Molecule: messenger RNA, 1171 nt
Organism: Daldinia decipiens
Lineage: Eukaryota; Fungi; Ascomycota; Sordariomycetes; Xylariales; Hypoxylaceae
Exons: 4
Coding region: 260-739 (159 amino acids)
Source: RefSeq, a predicted model, not a curated record
CCGUCCGAUCAACAUGGCAUGCCAUUUGAUAUAUAAGACGAUGUUCAUCUCAUCUGGAUAUGUUUCUUCUUCUUGCUAUCCCACCACCAAUCUACAGACAUCUUCAGACCUCUUGAUCCAUUCUCUCAUUCAUUCCUUCAGAGCUGUGCUCGUUGUUCACUUCAUUCUUUAUAUACAUUCAUUAGAACCUUCGAGCUGUGCUCAUAUUAACUAAUUUUUUUAUUAAUAUCUCAACACUCACUAUACCUACCUAUUCAAUAUGAAGGCCUCCACUAUCUUUGUUAGCGCUCUCGCCGCUGUCGCUACCGCCGCUCCUACUGCCAUUACUACUCCUGAGAAGCGAGCUGUUAUUGACAUUGGUUCCUUCAACAACUUCGGCUUUGCCAACCAGGAUCUUCAGUACCUGCUCGCUAUCAACCAAUUUGACUUGCAAUCAUUUGCUCAGUUGGCUGCCUUCAACAACCUGAACAUUGGCAACUUCCAGGGGCUAUUUUCCAACAACGGCUUUGAUAUCAACGCGCUUCUCCAGCUGCAGCAGAUUGCUCUCCUGUCCCAGCUCAGCGGCCUCGGUAUCUUCGGCAACUUCGAUCUUAGCUCCCUCCAACUCAAUGUUUUCGACCUUGGUCUCAUCAACGGCAUCAGCGGCUUUGACAUCACUUCUCUCAUCGACCAGUCCCUUGUUCCUCAAAUCCAGGCUAUCAUUCAGAAGACACAAAUAAACGCUGUCGUCAUCAAUUAAUUGAUACGCCGCCACGUCCCGUGAAUAUACCCUAUGGCAAUUGCUAUAAUUAGAGGGUCUAUGUUAUGAGUUUAGGAUAUAUAGGGCGGGAUAUGUAGGAAAGGGGAUGGGAGAGGGUAAUGCCCUGAAGUGCUUUCAUUGUUAUGUCAAUUACCAUUGGCCUCUCAUCAACUCGAUAAUAUCAUGGAUCAUUGGGGUCUGUCCUUUAUUUAGAUGCCUAUAGCUCUAGAUUAAGUGGCACGAGAAGAUGGCUGGAUGAAUGGGAAUGGGAUUAGUUGGGAUUUUGGAAGAUGAUUCUUAUCACGUUUACCUCAAUGAGAUGAUUUAUCCGCAAUUAACGAUUUCAAACUUUUCUGUGAUUUUGAUGAGCUUUGUUUGUAGCAAUGUAAGAGUUUAAGGUAUAUCUAGCAUUCUAGUAUUAAAUAUUAUGAG